Molecule: messenger RNA, 2436 nt
Organism: Anopheles maculipalpis
Lineage: Eukaryota; Metazoa; Arthropoda; Insecta; Diptera; Culicidae
Exons: 8
Coding region: 1-2436 (811 amino acids)
Biological process (GO): intracellular sterol transport
Cellular component (GO): plasma membrane; endoplasmic reticulum-plasma membrane contact site; endoplasmic reticulum membrane
Molecular function (GO): sterol transfer activity; sterol binding
Source: RefSeq, a predicted model, not a curated record
AUGCCGGCCGCUGCGGCGAUGGUUUCGAUGUCGAGCGAACCGCCCUACUACGAUGGGCCGAAAAAGAGCUCCGGCAAAUUUCUGACCCACUUUGCGCGCCGACUGCGCAUUGGCAAAGGUUCGAAAUCGAAACCGUCCGUCGGACUGAUCGAGAUGGACUCGGAGGAAGAUCGGCAGGGUGUCGAUGGGGAAGAGAUUGUGAUACUGCGGCACGGCGGUACCGCACCGGAUGAGCUGUUGACGGGGGGUAGUUCCGGUGCUGAGUCGGGCACGAUGGUGCUGGUAGUGCCGGGGGCAACCGUUGUGACAGCGCCACCAUUUAAGCGUGGUCACUCGUUCCGGCAGAGUCUGAGCUAUCUGCUCAAGCGCAACCGGCCAAAGAUGACAGAACGGUCCUGUACCAGUGAUAGCGAUGUGGUGCACGAGCUGGAUGAAGAUGCGGCGACGGUACGGAAAGCUAAAAGGCCCGUGCUGGAUGUGUUUAUGCCGGAGCAGGUGCCCGCCAAACGGCACAGCACCGGCGACAUCUUUAAUGAGGAUCUGGACGCGAACAUACGGGCACAGGAGCUGGCCGGCAAUGGUGGUGGUGGUACUGGACGACAUCGGCGCGUACAUUCGGAUACGACGAGCUAUGGGCUGACGGGCAGGACUAGCUCGAAGGUCACCGGACAACCCAACUGCACGGUCGGGAUCAUGUUGUGCUUUGUGCAAAGUAUUGCUAGCAUGAAUCACGGUGGCAGUAGCAGCAACUCGUCGAUGGUACGGAGCGGCAGCAAACUCGGCUCGUCCGAGGCAUCGUCCACGUCGUCGGCAUCCUCUUCUUCACCGGCUGGCAAACGGCUGAACAAGGCACGCCGUAUGAUGCUCCGCAAGUCAAGAUCUGCCAACAGUGUUGGGCUAGGGACGCGUCCACUACCACUGUCCUCCACGAUAGAACCUCUCAGCAGUGUGGAAACCUCCGGUGGACAGCCGGAGGGUGCGGCCCACCUGAAUGUACUCUCACGCAGCCCUAGUCAUUCGACGGCCAAGAGCGAUCCCAAAUCGCUCAAAUCGCUGUCACCAUCGGCACGGUCGUCCACCAUCCGCAGCUCUAGUCCACAUCCACUGAAAUCGUUCAGCAGCACGCGGGAUGCCGUCGACAAGCCGGAAAAACACCACAAAAAGAAGGAGGGUGGCAUGUCCUGGGAGCAGAAAAAGUUUGCCCAACAUUUUGCCCAGGUGCCGGACGAUGAGGUCGUGCUGGAUUAUUUCUCCUGCGCCCUUGUUGGAGACAUCCUGCUGCAGGGCUAUCUGUACAUUACGCAGAACUACUUCGCCUUCUACUCGAACGUGUUUGGCUACGUGACAAAGCUACUCAUCCCGACCGUUUCCGUGCUGGACAUAUCGCGUGAGAAGACGGCCUACAUGUUCCCGAACGCCGUCGGUGUGAAGACGCGCGACGAUCGGCACGUAUUCGGUAGCUUCCUCAGCCGGGAAGCGGCCUACUAUCUGAUGUGCAGCGUGUGGGAAAGGGCCACAACGCCGCACAGUGAUUCGCUUGGUAGCAUUCAGCAUACCAGGUUGGCACCGCUGCACGCCGAAGGUUCCGAGGGUUCGCUGGACGAGGAUAGUAGCUGUUACGAUGGGAUGGAAAGUUCAUUCCACGGGAAGGACGAAAUGCCCGAUCUGCUCGAUUCGGGUGAUUCGAACGAGAAGCAACUGAUGCACGCAACUGAAGGCGCCGGUACGAAUCAAUCGUCUGAUGAUUCUACCGUGCUGCAGAAGCAAAAGAAACUUAAAAAGGAAUUACUGCUCAAAUCGCCCGCAAUCGUUAAAAGCCCGGCCAUACUCAAGGUGGCCGUCGCAGCCGGCGCACUGGAGGGUUUGAAGGGCGAAAAGACUAUUCCGAUGCUGGCGGGCGGUUUGAUUGGUGAUGGGCCGGCCGGUAUGGCGAGCGUUGGUGGUACUGGCCGCAGUGUUUACGGUGACGGUGCCGGGCGUAGCAAAUUGUCCCUCGUAAAGCAAAAGCUUCGGCACAUCCUUCCCUCCGAUUUUGGUAUUAUACACAUAGGAUUAAUAUUAGCUGUGCUGAUGGCUCUGUUUUCCUGCUUUCUGGCCUACAAGAUACACGCUUUGCAGGCCCGUCUCGCUGCGCCACCCAUUCGAUUGGGUGACGAUACAGACUUCUAUCUCGAUGUGCUCCGGUGGCAGAAGCGUCUGCACAGUAAAAGCAAAGAGGAGGCUCAGAUCGUGCUUAACUCGAACCUGGAGCAGAUCAUCAAGGUGCGCAAGAGUCUGGAAACGCUCUCGCUGCUGAUCAAGGACUCGGCUGCGGAUGGUAGCGGCGGUGGAGAUGAUCAGAGUUUGCUCGGUGCCAUGAUUGCCGCGGACGGUGCCAGCGUGCUGGAGGACAGUGGUAGCAUAAAUCAACAGUACUUCCACGAGGACGCUACAUAG